Messenger RNA from Paramecium pentaurelia, 585 nucleotides. The record is from the annotation of a GenBank genome assembly. NCBI's taxonomy places the organism in Eukaryota, Ciliophora, Oligohymenophorea, Peniculida, Parameciidae.
AUGAGUAUCUUAUAAACAGAUUCAGAGAAAAUAUCUUGCAAAGCACAUAACAAUGAGUAUUGUGUUGCAGCAGAUUUAAACACAAAAGGAUAAAGGGAUGUCAAUUUUUUAUGCAUUAAGUGUAUAAUUGAAUAGUUAUCAAAUAAAAAAAUAACUUUAAUCGAUGACACUAAGAGAUUAAUUUGUCAAAUGAAGACCUAAAAGAUUGAAAAUUAGUAAAAAAAGAACGAAAAAAGACGCGAGAUAUUUAAGAAUUUUUUAUCAUAAAUCAAAGAAUUUAAACUAACUGUUGAUGUGGCAUUUGAUAAAAUGACCAGUUUUAUACAAUAUAGGUUUUUUUAUAUUCAGAAGGAAAUUGAAUCACUACAAUAUGAAGGGAAAAACAAUUACUUAGAAGAUUUGACAGAAUAAUCAAGAAUUUAUUCUGAGUAAAGGUUUGAUAAUGGGAUCAAAAUAUAAGAAGAUAAUAAAAUCAUAGAAGAAAUUGAAAAAUAAUUUGAAACACUUUUUAACACUCCUCAAUAUUUAUAAUUAAAUCAAACAAUUAAAAAUACAAGAUCUCUUUUAUAANUACAAAUAAUUUGA